Molecule: messenger RNA, 726 nt
Organism: Plenodomus lingam JN3
Lineage: Eukaryota; Fungi; Ascomycota; Dothideomycetes; Pleosporales; Leptosphaeriaceae
Source: RefSeq, a predicted model, not a curated record
AUGAAGCAGGUUCGCAAUGGCGGUUGUCAUCCUGGGCCCUUGUCGCCGCAGUACCAUAGUAGGGACGUCAAAGUCCCAAAUCCUUGGCGGGGACAAAGGAGCAACAAGCACGAUACGCAAGAUGCCGUCGUCCGUCAAUACGCCAGUAAUGCACUGCAAAUUCGGCUCGCCCGGACAGAACAGUGGCUUAGUGGCAGUCCGCGAUUCAGCAUCGACACUACCUCACGUCUCCACUUCCCUCUUUUUGGCCGAAUUCAUCAAGAGGCUGUGAGCAUGGCAUCACUCUAUGCGUCCUUCAAAAGUCGACACCACAGGCCAACGUCCACUUGUGCCUUGGCGAGCGACAUUUACGGGUACCUGCGCAUGUGUCUCAUCAUAUCCGAAGACGCCGUAAUAAACAACAACCCCGCUCUCCAUCAAUCGCAAGCCCGGACCUUCACUACACUGGGUCAAGAGCAGAACAACCAUUUUCCGGUCAUGAUUCAGGAACAGCCAUCGGACGUUGCCCGCGGCUUCUGUCGUUGCUUUCCCGUGUCUGCUACCAAUGAGCAGAGCCGUAGAACUGCCGACAUGUUCGAAAGAUACGAGGCAUCUGCAUUACGACUGCAUAUCGGAGGUCGACUGAUAGCUUCAGCGAUCACGAUCUACAAGGCCUUUUCGAAGUUCUACACCCUUUUCGAUGAACAGUUUGGACUCGAGUGCUUCUGCGCAGCUCCGGUGCUUUAG